Sphenostylis stenocarpa is the source of this 435-nucleotide messenger RNA. Lineage: Eukaryota; Viridiplantae; Streptophyta; Magnoliopsida; Fabales; Fabaceae. The record is from the annotation of a GenBank genome assembly.
AUGGCUGACACUAUCUUUGGGUACCCUCUCAGACGCUUCUUCUGGAGUCACCCUCCAAUUUUCAGAGAAUGGUCUGGCUCCACAGCCCUCUUGGAUUGGCUCGAAUCACCUAAUGCGCACAUCUUAAAAAUUAAUGUUCCAGGAUUCAGCAAGGAUGACAUAAAGGUGCAGAUUGAGGAUGGUAAUAUUCUACACAUCAAAGGGGAAGGUGGAAGAGAGGAGCCUCAAGCAAAGGAAAAGGAUACUGUUUGGCAUGUUGCCGAGAGAGGCACUGGGAAGGGUGGUUUCUCAAGGGAAAUUGAAUUGCCAGAAAAUGUCAAGGUGGAUCAGAUUAAAGCACAGGUGGAAAAUGGAGUCCUGACAAUAGUUUUGCCUAAGGACACAACACCCAAAUCGCCUAAAGUGAGAAACAUUAACAUCACUAGCAGGCUUUAA